AUGAAGCUAUGCGUUGCAUUGGCUUGCAUUUUAGUGAACAGUAGAACACUCAGUACGGCAGGAACGGAUGUGACUGGAAAAAAUGUCGCUGAUAUUGUACAGAAUGUAACACACACAGCCGUAGUAAGAUCAUUAUAUGCGGUAAGUUUGAAGAUUCAGAUGUUGGGGCAAAUAGGGGAUUUGCAUUUUUAAGUUUUUACCAUUUUUAGACCAGUAUGUCUUGUAUUCCACAUCUGGUAAAAAAUGUCAAUUUUGGCGAGACAAUCCAUUCUGGAUUGAUUGGGUAUUGCUACUUCAUUCAAGACCUGGCUACUGGGAUAAUCGAUCAAGAAGGUGAGCUGCUUCUGGCCUCUCAUGGCUAUACAAACUAUAUUCUGGCCUCUUAAACUAAAUGUUUAUCUUUUUCUAACUUCAGAUGUGUUGGUACCCGAAAACCCUUACAAUCACGGUGGCAUGCUGCACAAUUCGCCGCCAAUCGCAAACUACAUUUGUAAUAUAGACAUUUGGGGCGAUGACCACCACUUGGAAGGAUGCAAAUGUGUGAUGGGAGAAGACUUCCUGGCUAAAGGGAACACGUACCGAGCUUGUUGUUGUUUUAGGACGAGCUACACUCACAUCAAGCAGUUCUACAUGACUUAUGGCACGCCUAACUUAGUGAAUAAUAUACAGGACGAUCGGAUUAUACUAGAUGACGAUCAAAAAGGAGGCGCAGGGGAUCCCUCAAAGCUGAAUGUUUUAAUUUCCAUGACGUUGCUUUUUGUAAUAAUAACGUUAGUGAAUUAG
This is a messenger RNA of Bursaphelenchus okinawaensis, 783 nucleotides long. The record is from the annotation of a GenBank genome assembly. NCBI's taxonomy places the organism in Eukaryota, Metazoa, Nematoda, Chromadorea, Rhabditida, Aphelenchoididae.